UUAUAAUACUUAUAAUUUUUAAUUAUUUUUGUCAUCGUAAAAUUCGUAAAUCGUAAUUCAAUUGGGCUUUGGAUCUUUGACUCUGAUACAGGUUGUAAAAAAUGGAACAAAUUGUACAGGAUGAAAGUGGACAAUAUUUCUGGUUCAACAAAGACAGCAUAUUUUAUUUAUUGUUUACAUGUAUGUAACAAAUUGAGAUUUCGCUAUAACAUCAUUGGUCAUACUAGAAGUAAAUAUUUUGAAUUAUUAAAAAUAUUACAAAAUAAUUUUAUACUUCAUACUUCUCGAUAAUUAAUCUAAUAAUGUCAACUGAAAAUCUUGGUGCAGCUAAUAGCAAAUGAUUAUUAAGUUGCAAUACUUCCAAAUAUCGGUAAUAAUAUUUCCAUUUUUAAAUUAAUAUUAACUAUUUCUGUGGGCGGGAUAAUGGAUAAAUCAAACGAUGAUUUUAAAUUUGACAUUCUUGACAGAUGACAAUUUUAUCGUUUUAUUGCGUUUGCAAAUUCUGUUCAAACUUUUUCUACUAGAGAAUGGAUGAAUAAAACGCACCUAUAGCACUGGGUUUAUAGGUUGGCAACGCUGGGGGCAGCCAUCAUUAUCAUUACUUCAUCCAUCAUUUUCUUAUCUCAAGUUGUUGUUACAUGCUGUUACAUUUGAAAUAAAUGUGUAAUUAAUUAUAAAUGAUCUGUAAAACGGUAAAACAGUGAAACAAAGAAAAAAUGGAUAGACCACCGCCAAAAGGCCGUGGAGCAGCUUUAUUAGCAAAGCGACUCCAAAUGCAAAAAGAGGAGAAAGCUAUUGGUGUUGAGCCUGAAGCUGCACCUGAAGAAGAGCCACCAAAGCCGAGGGGUAGGGCUGCCCUGUUACAAAAAAUGCGUGAAAAACGUAUGUCUAAACCAGGUGGAGAACCUGAAAGCAAAGCAGAACCUUCCCCUUCACAAAGCAUUAUUCCUGAAUCGAAGGAAAAAAUAGAACAAAUAACCAAGGCUGUCUCAGAAAUUAGUUUUUCUGAAAAAGAUCCUGUCUUCUUUAAGGGUGAUGCAGGCAAGCCCAUACAACUGUCAGCAAAUCAUAUUAAACUAAGUUUGGAAAAAGAUAGGGGUGUAUAUGAAUUUGAGGUAAAGUUCAAUCCAGAUCUAGAUGCAAAAAAUAAACGUAUGAAGGCCACAGCUAUUGUCAUGAGAGAACUUGGCUUGCCAAAAGUGUUUGAUGGAGGAAACGUGUUGUAUUUACCCCGAAAAAUCGUAGACACCACCAAAACGUUUAUGGCUAAAUUACCCGGCCCAGACGGAGAUGAAGAAAUAGCUGUUACGAUAAUCUACAAAAGAAAGAAGAAUCUAGCAGAAAGGGAAUGUCUUCAUCUCUAUAAUGUUUUAUUCAAACGCAUCAUGCAUAUUCUUUUGUACACGCAAAUGGGACGAAAUUAUUUUGAUACCAACCACAAGUUUCUAAUUCCUCAACACAAGUUGGAAGUAUAUCCCGGAUUUGUGGUAACUGUUGACGAACUAGAAGAUGGUUUGAUGUUGUGUCUCGAUACACAGCACAAAGUUCUUAGGACUCAAAAUGCUUACGAAUUAUUGGGUGAAUUGAGGUCUUCAAACCCUGAUCCUCGCCGGUUUAAAGAACUGGCCACGGCAAACAUUAUCGGGUCUUGCGUUUUUACUCGAUACAAUAACAAAACUUACACCAUACAGGAUAUCGCUUGGGACAUGACUCCGCAGGAUACUUUUCCUAAUAGAGAUGGUGAAGCGAUUUCUUUCAUCGAUUAUUACAAACACCAACACAAUAUAAUCAUUAAGGAUAUCAAUCAGCCGUUGUUGAUAAAUAGAAAAAACGUAAGAGUAUCGGGAAGUGCCGAUAAAGUUGAGAGAAUGGUGUGCUUGGUACCGGAAAUAAGCUAUUUGACGGGUUUGACUGAUACUAUGAGAAGUGACUUUAAGGUUAUGAAAGACGUGGCGCAAUACACGAGAGUAACGCCGAAUCAAAGGCUUCAGGCUUUGAGAGUGUAUCUUGAUAAAGUAAAGAGCUCUAAAGACGCUCAACAGGUUCUAGCGGACUGGGGACUAAAAAUCGCAGAUGACACGUUGAAAAUGCCCGGCAGACAAUUGGACAAUGAAGUCAUAUAUUUCGGUAGAGAUCAGCAAUUCCAGACCAACAAUAAUGCAGAUUGGUCCAGAGCUACUGGAGAAAAUCAGGUGACAGGUCCAGUGGAUAUGACUCACUGGUUGCUUUUCUUCACGGACAGAGACAAAAAAUACGCCAAAGACUUUGCGGACUUGAUGUGUCGAUUGGGCGGCGCCAUGGGUUGUGUUAUAAAACAACCAAGGCCCGUAAGACUGUCCGACGAUAGGACCGACAGUUACAUGAAAGCCUGUCAAGAAAAUAUCACAAAAGAUACGCAGAUCGUUGUGUUCAUUUGUCCGACGAUGCGAACAGACCGUUAUUCGGUAAUAAAGAAAAUAUGUUGCACUCAAAUACCAGUCGCCUCUCAAGUGAUCAACUCUCGAACACUGUCCAAUCCUCAAAAGGUUCGAUCGAUCGUACAAAAAAUCGCAUUGCAAAUGACUUGCAAGCUAGGAGGGACUUUGUGGACUGUGAGAUUUCCUUUCAAGGGUUGGAUGAUAUGCGGCAUCGACGUGUACCAUGGAGGACCAAAAGGGGGGUCCGUGUGUGGAUUCGUGGCCAGUUUAAACGAGAGUAUUUCCAGAUGGUACAGCUUAGCUAUAUUUCAAGAAAAAGAACUUAGCGAUUAUCUCAAGAGUGCUUUCACAAAAAUCUUGGAGGUAUGGAAGAACACCAAUGGACAUUUUCCUUCCAAGAUAGUUGUAAUCAGAGAUGGGGUGGGCGACGGACAAUUGGACCAUUGCAAGAGAUACGAAGUCGAGCAAAUGGAAAGUGUUCUAAGAGAACUGGGGUUAGAUACGAAGAUAUGCUUUGUUGUAGUACAAAAAAGAAUUAAUACAAGGGUAUUUUCAAUAAGUAGAGAUGGUGGUUGUGAAAACCCUCCUCCUGGCACAGUUUUGGACCACACGGUAACGCGCCGCCACCAUUGCGAUUUCUUCCUAGUACCCCAAAACGUCCGGCAGGGUACCGUCAACCCGACGCAUUACAUCGUUCUGCACGAUACAUGCCAACUUAAGCCAGACCAAGUGCAGAGGCUGUGCUACAAAUUGUGCCAUCUGUACUAUAAUUGGCCUGGAACUAUUAGAGUACCAGCGCCUUGCCAGUACGCUCACAAAUUGGCAGCCCUGGUUGGGCAGCACAUCAAGAAAACGCCGAGCGCCCAGUUGGCCGAUAGACUGUUUUAUUUGUAGAUACAUUAUCGUGAAUUAUGUUUAGGAUUUUUGUUGAUUUAUUAUAAGUUUUCAUUUUUUUUUCUCGGGGUGUUAUUGAUAUUAGUGUCGCAAUUUGGUUAUUUUUGCGAAGUCGUUCUGCACAGGAGUUAAAACUAUUCACAUAAUUUUAUUUCCCAUUUUGGAUAUCGUCAGCUUCAGAUGCAACUUGCUUAACUCUAAAAUCGAAAAUUAUUCAGGAGAUGCAAAAAAUAACUCUGAAAGUGAAAAUCUAAUUAAACAAAAACAGUUUGGGAAAUAAUUUUAUUGCUUUACUAGUAGAUUAUAAAAAAUAAUUGAUAUGGUCGAACAAGGGUUUUAUUUGUGAAAAAUCGGUAGUUAGAACAUUUGCGAAAUACAUUUGCUGAAGGAAUUAUAUUCUGUGAAGGAAAACAAAGAAACAUAUUUACAAAUGUGGUAAGUUCUCAUAAAACAAAUUAAAAUCCUUAUGUAUAGUAGAUUUAUUCCAUUAAAUGUUGAAACUUUUCGAGUUUAAUUGGUAUAGGAGUUGGACACAUCAAUGGCAUUACGUGUGUCUUUUUUUCCACCGGUUUGUUGCAACCGUUGUUUCACCGAUGCGGCCUUGAACGUUUUGUGUUGGAUUCUGGUUGACCGUUGAAAUAAAUAACAGUUGACAUACCGCACCGAUGCCAACGUUGCUGCAACAGUUGGAUAAAAAGACACACGUAACUCCUCUCAAGUCCAAUUUUUUUACUCUUUUUUGUCAGUCUAUGAGGCAAACUUGCCCAUUCCUCUGUAUGUCUGAUUUUAAAGUGAAUUCUGUUUUCAUUAUAUUGAAGUGCUCUGAUGUUAGUGACAGUCGGAUCACCUGCCAUUACUGCCGUUCUAUGAAAGCAUUGUUUCGAGAAAAACGCAGUUUAACAUAUUUUGUUUGGCCGCAAAACUAUAUACGGGGAAAUAAUUUUCUAUGAUAUAUUUAGAAACAUGUAUAUGGUAAUACUUUUUUAAUUUUUGGAGAUACGGAGGUUUUCGUAGGACGGCAGAUUAUGAAAGUUUUAAAAAAAGGGAUGAUCUAAAUACUCCAGUGUGUAGGGUUUCGGAUUUAUGAGAGCAAUUUUACAAACAUUUAGGUAGUCAGCUGGAAUAUUUAUAAUUCUUUUUUUUAGUUUUCGCUCGAUAGUGGAGUGCAUUGAAUCGCACUCUAUUUGCGUCUGCCCUUUUUCUAAAAAGUUUUGUUCAAUUGUGUUGUUACUCACUUGUGCGAGGUUCAAAAGUGUAUUGGGAAGAAUUGCGUUUCUAUUUUGUCACAUACAUCCAUCACUGUAAAAAAAUACUUUUUCAAUUGUAAAUAAUAGUAGCAAAUGUGUUGUACUUCAGCAUGGCUCUCAUACCAGAUAAAGCAAUAUCCAUCCAAUGACUGAAUGUCCAUAAUUGUUAAGUUAUGCAUAAAACUUUGUUUUAUAGUAAAGAGCACUAACAUUAGAUUUUUGGGCUCAAUAGAACCGAUUGCAGAUCCAUCGUAAAAACGUUUACACCUUUUUCCUUUCGCGUGUCCUCCUUUAUUUCCUGAUCUUGAGAUAUGUAGCAUAGUCAAUAUUACCACUUUUGUAUCCUACACAUGUAUCACAUUCGUCCUUUUUUUUGUGAAAAUAGGGCUAAAUUGAAACUAUUAUUGAAGGUUUCAAUUGAUACUAAAAUUAGGGUCACCUCAUAAUUUGCAUUUAUUUUAGAAAUUAUUAGUUUUUCAGGUUUUUUUUUCGCUCAUAACAUAGUUUACUAAUCUUGAAUAAAAAAAACUUGUUUUGUUCAAAAUUUAUUAAGAAUAAUGAAAAUGAAAAAUUUAAUUUAAUAUGCUUUUAGUUCAAACAAAGUAAAUUUUAAGGAAUUCAGUAGCGAGUAUUCCCUCCUCUAGCAGUGAUAACAGCUCGCAAACGACGAGGCAUGCUUUGAAUCAGAUUUUGGAUCACACUUCGCGGAAGAUUGUCCAAUUCCUGCACCAGUAUGUCGCGAAGCUCUCCUAAAUUUCUGGCAGCCGGCAUAUGGCCCAGAAAACGUCUACCCAUCUCAUCUGAAACAUAUUCGAUCGGACUUCGAGCAGGCUAAACAAAUCGCGUGGUUUGAACCUCGUCAAGGUAAACAGAAACUAUCCAAGUAGUGUGGGGCUGUGCACUGUUAUGCAUAAAGGUUGCGUCUUCUUCAAGAAUAACCAUGAAUGGUACAAGAAAGUCUUCUAGAACCUCUGUCAGGUACCUAUGCGCAGUCAAAGUCCCAUUCUGGAUAAGGACUAACUCCGUGCGAGCUUUAAAAGAUGUGCCUCCCCAUGACAUAACUGAGCCUCCACCAAAUGGAAGUCGUUCGGCAAUACACGCUUAAGCAUAUUUCUCGCCUCGUCUUCGACAUACUCUUUCUUACACGUCUGUCUGUGUCCGUAAGAUAAAUUCGCGGUUCAUCGGAAAACAAUACGCGAUUUCAAUCCUCUAUUGGCCAAGCCAAGUGUUCUCGUGUAAAAUUCAACCUUGCAAUCCGGUGUUCACGAGAAAGCGGCGGUCCAGUAGCCCUAGUUCUAAGAAGAUAAUCUAGCAGCAUGACGUCGCCUCCUACCUGUUCACUCGCUUAGAGUUCCAUCAAUUUAUUAAUAAAAAAAAUAUAGAACGGCACAUUUAGACCCAAUGUUCAAGACUAUGUGGGCCUUACAAAUAAAUGUUAUAAUAUCACUGAAGAAGAAUUAUGUACUUAGUUAUAAUACUAAUAAUACUACACAAAAUUAGUACAAAUACAGUAACAAUAUCUAAUAUCACACUAUUUAAACCUGAAAAUGUCAACUAACGUUUUUAAGUUUUUUUUUUAAGAGGUCAGUAGUCUUUAUGAUGCUUGGAAGAUCAUUGUACUGUCUUUGACCAUCCGAUUGUAUGGUUCGGUCACCCAAGCAGGUUCUUGCAGCUGUGGUUCUGUAGCAGAAGUUGUUCCUGGUAUUGUAUCCACGAGUGUAUUUAAGAUAUAAGUCAGGUAUGAAUAAAGAUGUCUGAUAUUUAGAGAGGGACUGAAUGUCUAAAAUAUUAUUUGGACGAUACCAAAGAUCUGUAGGAUGACAAAAUGGAAGUUGAAUUUUUUUUCUGA
Messenger RNA from Psylliodes chrysocephalus, 6407 nucleotides. NCBI's taxonomy places the organism in Eukaryota, Metazoa, Arthropoda, Insecta, Coleoptera, Chrysomelidae. The record is from the annotation of a GenBank genome assembly.